This is a messenger RNA of Ostrea edulis (European flat oyster), 2930 nucleotides long. RefSeq lists its product as uncharacterized. The record is from RefSeq and is a predicted model, not a curated record. NCBI's taxonomy places the organism in Eukaryota, Metazoa, Mollusca, Bivalvia, Ostreida, Ostreidae. Bases 375 to 2456 code for a protein of 693 amino acids. The transcript is spliced from 5 exons.
GCUACAUAUGUUUUACUCCUAUUGUUAAAAGAAUUUUAUGUGCUUUUGCCCAAACAUUAAAACAGUAAAUCGGAUAGGAAAGGGGGGAGGGAAGGGGGCAAAGGUUAAUCCUUCAAUGCAUUCAUUUCACCACUUCAAAUUUCAUAUCAAGUACCUUUCUCUGUCACUUUAAAAAAGAAGGGCAGCCAAUAAAUUGAACUUUGCAUGUAAAACUACAUACAGUAUAUAUAUAAAUAAUGUACUUCAUCAAAAAGGGAACCCCCCCCCCCCCCCGCCGGAUUUUAUAUAAAUUUUAUAUAAAAAUAUAUUUUAUAUAAAAAGUGCAAGUCUAUGAAGUAUUAUAAUUGUACUAAUGUACUUGUUUGUUUUAAAGGAUGGAUGGAAGGCAAUAUAGAUGUUGUUUAUGUAACAAGAAGACCACUCCAGACGAACGACGUCCCGUUGGUUUGUUUCUGUCCACAUUAAGGAAACACUUUUCUUUAGAUGUGGAAGAAACAGACCGUAUUUGCAACAAAUGUCGACAUAAGUGUCGGAAUAUAAAGGAGUCCAAUACAAGACAACCCAUGCUUCUUAGACCAGCCACCGAAGACGAAAAAAAAGACCCCACAUUUCAGUCUCCAAAACAGAAGCGCACAAAGUCUCCAUUUUCAAGUCCUCCGACUAUUCCCUUGUCUAUCCCAUCAUCAUCGCAGAGCCAUGGCUACUGCUUUGUUUGCAAGAAACCAGGACCGAAGCUUGUCACAGUUUCACAUCAUGUUCGGAUGUUUGUGUUUAUCCAGAAAGAAAUCAUCAUUCCAACUGGAGCAAGAUGCUGCAUACGACACCUAGACAGCGAGAAAAUGAAUGAUGAAGCUUUACACCAAAUCAGGACCAAUGACAACACAACACUGAACAAAACAUCCAUCAUUGAUCUCAUUAAGUACCUGCGUGAUAAAGCAUUUGAACAACAAUCCAGGCUUGACUUUGAUGAUGAUUGCAGAAUGAGUGAUGAAGACUAUAGGGUACUGACAGGGUUUUCUCUUCUUGAAUUCCAUGACAUUGUCUCAUCAGUUGCCAGUAUCAACUCAUCUAGAAAUCGGAGCAAGAGGACCUGCAUAGGCAUCCUGUUAAUGAAGCUUCGAUCAGCGCUUUCCAACAAAAUGCUGGCUGUUCUAUUUCAGAUGACCAAAUCUCAAGUACGACGGGCUAUUGUAUCUGCUAGGACAGCUCUUAUAAGAGACUUCGUUCCAUACAACCUGGGAUUUCAACACAUUACACGUGAGGAAGUCAUUGAAAACCACACCCGUCAACUGGCAAGAGAUCUUCUGAGUGAUGACAUCACCUCAAACCCUGCGAUCUUAGUAUUGGAUGGAACGUACGUUUACAUUCAAAAAAGUUCCAAUUUCGCAUUUGCGCGGCGGUCCUACAGUAUGCAUAAGCACCGACCCCUUAUUAAACCAAUGAUGGUUGUUACUACAAGUGGAUACAUCGUAUCGGUCCUUGGACCCUAUCUUGCCGACUCCAAAAAUAAUGAUGCUAACAUCCUGAAACACAUGAUUUGCCAUAAUGCUGAAGAACUUCGGAACUGGUUGCAAGAAGACGAUGUGUUUGUUGUUGAUCGCGGAUUUAGGGAUGCUCAGGAUGUUCUGGAAGAUCUUGGAAUAAGGAUGGAGAUGCCAGCAUUCAUGACACGAGGAGACAAACAGCUGCCCACGCUUGAUUCUAACAAGUCAAGAGUUGUGACAAAGGUCAGGUGGAUUGUUGAAGCAGCUAAUGGGCGCAUUAAGCAGUGGCAGUUUUUGGCAAAAACCUUGCCAAACUCGCAAAUUCCAUUCAUCGGUGAUUAUGUGAGAAUUGUAGCAGCUCUUUGCAAUAAGUAUAGACCACCACUUAGCGUGUCAUCAGAGGAGGACCAAGAAAUUGCAGCGAAAAUGGUUUACCUUUCACAGAGAUUAAAUACAUUGCAGGAACGUGUGGAAAAUGAAGGGCUUGACAGACGAGGGUUUAAUUGGACAAAAGUGGAUUCAGAGAAUGUUACUCCAGAAUUUCCAAAGUACAACGACACUGAAUUGCGUCAGCUAACUCUGGGAGUGUACCAACUUCGCAUGGCUAAGUCCUACACUCAUGAGCACAUGGACGUAGACGGUGGAUUUGAAAUCCUUAUAAGUGACGAAAUUGAAGGAAUGGUGUGCGCCAAGAUCCAAAGUCGCCAUAUAUCAGCUAAACAGUACAAAUGUUGGAUCACUUACACCGAGGGAGAUAUUGAUGGUUGGUAUUGCAAAUGCAAAGCUGGCACAAGAGUUGUAGGAAUGUGCGGCCAUAUCACCAGCGUUAUAUGGUAUUUAUCUUUUGGACGGCAUCAGGAGUCACUGAAGGGGGUAAGGAAUUGGAAAACAUCACUUGAAGACGCAUCGGACAUCCAUGACGUCAUUGACGGUUCAGACAGUGAUGGAAAUGACAAUGAUGUGGAAGAGUGAGAGAAGGCGAGGGUGUGCUAUAUCUAGUCUGGGGGUGAAUGUGCGCGCGCAUGCGUGUGUUUGAGAGAUAGAGAGAGUGCGUGUGAGAAAGUGAAUAUGCGACGGAGGCUGAGAGCGUGUGUGACUGUGUAUGAGAAAGAUAAGAUGUUUGUGAGAGAGACGGAGGGAGGAGGUAUGUGUUGCUGUGUGUGUGAAAGAGGGAGAGAGAGAGAGAGAGAGAGAGAUCUGUGUUUGCGUGUGUACAUACACGUAUAUAAAUGUUCUUCGUGUGUUCUUUGUGGUUCUUGUUUUUCAUUAAAUAUUGCCGUUUUUGGUGAAUAUAUAUAUGACCAGUAAAACACAAUGUACAAAGCAGAUACAUGUAAGAUUGUGAAUGAAUUACUAUAGGAUUAAACAUUCUUUUUGAAGAAUUUAUCGAUGUGUAAACUCCAGACAUCAGUUUACUCACAAGCUAAAUAAAAGUUUGUGAGUGAA